Molecule: messenger RNA, 2023 nt
Organism: Phycodurus eques (leafy seadragon)
Lineage: Eukaryota; Metazoa; Chordata; Actinopteri; Syngnathiformes; Syngnathidae
Exons: 2
Coding region: 100-1599 (499 amino acids)
Source: RefSeq, a predicted model, not a curated record
CAGGAGACGUGCUGUCUCUAGAGACGAGUCAGGGACCAAUCCAGAGAAAAGGUGGACAAGUCUGGAGGAUUCCCUCAUUUAGGUUUCUGCACAACCAACAUGAUGUGGAAGAAAAAAACGAAGGAAGCAGCUAUAGGUUUUGCACUGGGAGCAGUGGGAGGCUUCAUAAUGGGAGCCACAGAAGAGCCUGUCGACAGGACCUUGUCUGCGAUGACUUCAGCGAGUCAACUGAAGCCACUGAUUGACGAUAUCAAGACUGUGGGUGCUCUCGGACUAGGGACUCUCAUGGGAGCUUCCGCACUGACCAUCGCCAUGACCUCAGUUGUAGCUGGUGUUAUAAUGGCAGCAGCAGUAUCUUCGGUGUUCGUCACCACAAGGAGUUGUGGGACAACUCAGAAGAACUAUGCAAACUUGUGGGCUUCUGCAGGACUUGCCGGUGCCCUCGGGACCACACUCAGUGGAGCCACACUUGGUUUUUUUAUUGAAAUGAUUGUGAAUAAUUCUGGCAUGAUUGGUCUUUUGUGUGCGCUGUCCAUUUUCAGCAUCCUCAAACCACCUCUGCGCUUUGUAUUUAACGUCCUCUGGAAACAAGGAGAGGCCUGUUGCACUCAAGGAUCUGUGGUUUGGGAAACAGAAAGGAAAGAGUUAGAGAUUUCAGAUUUAGAGCAGAGAGAAAGGGUGGCUGUGCAAAUAGAAGAGAGGAUCCUGACAAUAAAUAAUGGGAGGAACACCGUUGAGACAGAAGACAUGAUGACUUGGGCCACUGAACGGAAGUUGAGAGAAAAAUUAGAGAGGAAGAAGACUGAGGCUGAAGAAGCACAGAUCAAACAACGGACCCUUCAAGACUGGAUAAAAACUGUGAUGGUCAAAUAUGUGGACUUCUUGGCUUUCUCAGGGAUUCCAAUGACUGUGGUUGCUGUUGUAACAUCACUAUUUGGCUUGUUUGGGUAUGGAGGCCACCAUUAUGUGUUCAUUGCACUUAUAGUUUUAGUAGCAGUCAUUGGCUAUUUGAUUCUGAAGUCAUCAGAUUUAAAGUUCUGGAUGUUGAUCGGAAGCAUGGGAAUGCUCGCAACAUUUGUAAUUGCCAUGCUCACUGUACAAGCCGGAGACGAGGUCAAUAAGACUGCCAUGAAUCUGAGAGGGCAACCACAGGAUGUAAACGGUAAAAGCAUCAACGAUCGCAUGACUGACCGUUGUUCUCGAGAAGCUUUGAAAACAGCAAUUAUUGGAGCAAAACUCUGCCAGCUCAGCUUGGGAGCCGCUGUUGGGGGGCCCCUGGUAAGGCAUGCAGGUGGAGGGGGCAAGGUCAUUGUAGGGGCUGCAAUAGUGGCCUUGGGUUUACUAGGUGGAGUGGAGAUUUUAUCUCCAGUACUGGGAAAGGGGGGGGAAGCCGGAGCCUUGCUGGGGGUGGUGGGUACUUGUGGGGUGUCUGUGGGUGCAGUGGCAGCCAUGGCAGGACAGUGUUCUUCAUGGCCACGCACUUUGGGAGCCAUAACAGGUGUGAUUAUUGGCACAUUAGCCAUGGGUAAACUGCAUAUUGUCAUGAUAGGAGUACAAGUUAUUGUUGCCUACAUAUUUGCUAUGAAUAAUGCUUUGUGAAACAUAAGAUGCAAAUUGCCUUGUAUGCAAAUUGAGUGAGAUGUACGGUAAGUUUCCAAUUCAUGAUGUUAUAAAACACACCUCUCAGAUGCCAACACCAGAUUUAUUGUUAACGAUGAAAUGAAAUUCUUGGUUGAGGUAAUAAUAAGCUACAAAAUGUUCAGUCAUUAUUUUUUAAAACUUUAUUUUACCAUUACAGAACAUUUAUGCCAAUGAGGAACCAUCUACAUGAAUUUUAACAAGUCGUUGUUUUACAUGUUUUAAUACCAACACCAGCAUCUGGACUGUUCUGUCUUGUGUGUCGAAAAAUACUGCAAAAAAUGAAGGUUUUUAUUUUGUUUUAUUUUAAAACAAAUAAUAAAAGUUAUUGGUCUUGUUUUGAUGAUCAUUGGCAUACAUCUAUAAAAUAUUACUACAAACAGUA